Molecule: messenger RNA, 714 nt
Organism: Aspergillus vadensis CBS 113365
Lineage: Eukaryota; Fungi; Ascomycota; Eurotiomycetes; Eurotiales; Aspergillaceae
Exons: 3
Coding region: 60-515 (151 amino acids)
Source: RefSeq, a predicted model, not a curated record
GGCCUCUAGAGAAUGUUGCAGGCAGAUACUUGGUCAAAUACAAGGUAUCUUUUGUUACCAUGUCCAGCAAUAAUAUAAGUCGACACGGAGUCGAGCGUUUCUCGGACAUCAAAAUAGAGGCAGAGGAAGACUGGAAAAAGAUAUCUGAUCCCGUUCUAAGACGACGAGUACAAAACCGUCUUGCCCAGCGCCGACACCGCUCUAAGAAAAAGUUACAAAGGAAGAAGCCGAGACUACCUAAGGAGAAAGCGGCAACCCAUGCACAUGAGGCAUGUGGGGACUCAAGUCAUGCAAAUUCUAACAGCAAGCGUAAAAAGCAUGUCCAUACCCGACGCAAUCCCCAGACGAGUCACCAACUCGAAGGCCCAUUUGGAGAGUGGUUAGUCACAUCGAAAAAGCCAGAAACGCUUGACUCAGAAUGUGCUCUGGAAUCACGCUCUAUGAUCGAAUCUCACAAGAACCUGGACAGCUUUUCAGUUGAGAGCUUGAUUGCAUGGACUAGAAAUAGCCAUUAAGUGUAUCACCCUUACAUGAGAUGCAAAAAAUCAAAACUGCGUAGAGGUUCUCAAUGCAGUUCUGCGGAUUGAUUGUCUUACUGCGGGAAAGCAUACAGUGAUAAUAGUCACAUUGGCUUCUAUUCCACUGAGUGUCAUGAGUUUAGCAAGCGUAACUAUUUAUCAUGUUGUCAAACUUACACUAAUAAGGCCACAGGUG